Capsella rubella is the source of this 1700-nucleotide messenger RNA. RefSeq lists its product as uncharacterized. The record is from RefSeq and is a predicted model, not a curated record. The transcript is spliced from 4 exons. Bases 96 to 1460 code for a protein of 454 amino acids. Lineage: Eukaryota; Viridiplantae; Streptophyta; Magnoliopsida; Brassicales; Brassicaceae.
UCAUCAUCAAUUUAUAUUUGGCAAAAAACCCAAAAAAAGAAAAAGAAACAGAGCCUCUCCUCGAAAAUUUAUCAUUUUCCGAGAGCGAUCGUCCCAUGGCGGACAUCGACAUCGGAACGGCAGCAACAACAGGAGUACACGACGGAGGAGGAGGAGGAGGAGUACGAGAACGGCUGAUCAACCGAGAAACAAAGUUCAAACGAAGCGUAUCUCACGCACAAGACGAGCUCCAGAGCUUCCGUAAAUACCUCCGAUGGAUGUGCGUCGAUCAGUCCAGCCCUUGGACCGCUCUUCUCUCCUGGUCUAUGUUCGUUGUUUUCACCGUCGUGGUUCCCGCCACCUCUCACUUCAUGCUCGCCUGUGCUGACUGCGACAGCCAUCACUCCAGGCCUUACGAUUCCGCUGUUCAGCUUUCUCUUAGCUCUUUCGCUGCUCUUUCCUUUCUCUGUCUCUCCAGAUUCGUUAGCAAGUAUGGUCUCCGCCGCUUUCUUUUCUUCGACAAGCUUUGGGAUGAGAGCGAGACCGUCCGCCGUGGCUACACCAAUCAGCUCAAUAGAUCGCUUAAGAUUCUGUCCUACUUCGUUACUCCUUGUUUCUUAGCGAUGAGUUCGUACAAGAUAUGGUGGUAUGCUUCAGGGGCUUCUCAGAUUCCUUUCCUCGGUAAUGUUAUCUUGAGUGAUACAGUUGCUUGCCUGAUGGAACUCUGCUCGUGGCUGUAUCGAACCACAGUGAUCUUCCUGGUUUGUGUCCUCUUCCGUCUCAUCUGCCAUCUCCAGAUCCUAAGGCUACAAGACUUUGCUCAGGUUUUCCAGAUGGAUUCGGAUGUUGGUUCCAUUUUGUCUGAACAUCUCCGCAUCAGACGUCACUUGAGAAUUAUCAGCCACAGAUACCGAACCUUUAUACUGUUGUCCUUGAUUCUUGUUACUGGCAGUCAGUUUUACUCCCUGCUUAUUACCACUAAGGCCUAUGCUGAUCUGAAUAUCUACAGAGCUGGAGAACUUGCACUAUGCUCAAUGACGCUGGUCACAGCGCUGCUCAUUCUACUACGAAGUGCUUCAAAGAUCACACACAAGGCUCAGGCGGUGACUUGUCUUGCUGCUAAGUGGCAUGUCUGCGCGACAAUAGAAUCCUUUGAGACAGUGGAUGGAGAGACUCCAAGGUUAGUUGAUAGAGCAAGCGGACCAGGAUACUAUCCAACAGAUGGUGAUACUGGAGGAUCAGACAGUGAAGAUUAUGGAGACGAAGAAGAUGAUUUCGAUAACAACAAUCUCAUCCCUGCUUAUGCGUAUAGCACAAUAUCGUUCCAAAAACGGCAAGCUCUAGUGAAUUACUUUGAGAACAAUAAGGCAGGAAUCACGGUGUUUGGGUUUACACUUGAUAGAAGUACUCUUCAUACAAUCUUCGGAAUUGAAAUGUCGCUUGUUCUCUGGUUACUUGGUAAAACCAUUGGAAUUUCUUGAACCAUUCUUUGGAUCAUAGAAGUUUUCAAAGUUUUGGCUCCCUUGUUGGUUGAUGCUGCUAUGUGUAACAGAGGCUCUAUGUAAAAUAACAUUUUCUCUUUCUUUUUUUUGAUCACUGUAAAUCAUCUUAUUUGUUCUUUAACACGUUGAUUUUGUAAUAGAUUUCAUGUGUUCAACGAGUGAUCUUACAGUAAAUUAGAUUGGCCAUAAUUAAAGAAGUUCAUAUUGUUCUUGUAGUUA